Cuscuta epithymum is the source of this 2856-nucleotide messenger RNA. NCBI's taxonomy places the organism in Eukaryota, Viridiplantae, Streptophyta, Magnoliopsida, Solanales, Convolvulaceae. The record is from the annotation of a GenBank genome assembly.
GACCCGAACCCGAAGGGACAUACGUUUUUUCCCCUUCAAAAUCCAACAAAUACGGUGUUGGUAUCUAGGGUUUCAAACAUCGAAUCCACCCAUAUUCACAAAGCUCAAUCACUACUCACUAGUGCAUUUCUCUAGACAGUCAGACAGAAAGACCCAUUUCGGUAACCCCUUCAUUCAUCACAAUCCAGCAUCCGCGUGUUCAUAACCCAGUCAGAAAGAAUUCAAUUCUGCGCCGGACUGUGAUAUCGACACAUAAGGAUUCACAUCAAACUCAUUUUCUUGUAGACAAUAAAGUUCGAAUCUUUGGAUAGUUUUGAGGGGUAUAUAUGGGGAAAUCAGGAAGGAAAAAGAGGGCAGGUAUUACCCAGAACCAGGGGACGGGAGGGAGCAAUGGCCAAACACAUGUUGUUAAUGGAAGUGUUGACUUAGCCUCAUCAGAUUUCCUGCAAAGAGCUCUUGAGCUCAAAGAAGAGGGGAACAAGAGAUUUCAGGCCAAGGACUUUGUGGGUGCUCUUCAGCAAUAUGAGAAUGCCCUGAAACUGACACCCAAAACACACCCUGACAUAGCCGUGUUUCAUAGCAACAGGGCUGCUUGUUUGUUGCAGAUGAAGCCAGUAAACUAUGAAGCCGUGAUUUCUGAAUGCACGAUGGCCCUCCAGGUUCAGCCAAAGUUCAGCCGCGCUCUUCUCCGCAGAGCCCGUGCUUACGAGGGAAUUGGGAAGCAUGAUAUGGCGAUGCAAGAUGUGCAGAUGCUGUUGAAAGCUGAACCUAGUCAUCAGGAUGCUUUAGAUUUCGCUGCGCGGUUGAGUGCGGCUAUUGGGCCUCGUCAAGAAGCCCAACAGGAUCUUCAGAGCCGUCCAUCACCAGCUGCCCUUGGUGCAUCUGCAGUGGGUUCAGCUCCAAUUGCGGGCCUUGGCCCAUGUCUGCCUGCUAGACCAGGAACCAAGAAGCCAGUAACUUCAACUGGGACUUCUGUGCUACCUCCUAGUAAUAUUAAGCAUAAUCCAGUUCAGCCUACAACUGAGAAUGUCUCUCAAUCUAAAGUUCCAUUGCCUAUGGUUGUCUUAAAGCCUUCAGUUAGUCCUUCCAAGCCUAAUCAAAAUCCAAUCAAUGAUGACAAAAAAGAACAGUCAAUCACUACUCGUGUGCAGUCAAAACCAGCUGUUAUCCAUUGGAGGCCACUAAAGCUUGUUUAUGAUCAUGACAUACGUCUUGCACAAAUGCCUGAAAAUUGCAGUCUCAGGGUGUUGAGAGAUGUCGUUGCCAAAUGCUUCCCAAUGUCAAAGUCAGUUCUGAUCAAGUACAAGGAUGGUGAUGGUGAUUUAGUCACUAUCACAUGCACAUCUGGACUAAGAUUAGCGGAGUCCUUUGUUGUUGCCGACCCUGUAGGGCUUCUGAGAUUGCAUAUUGUUGAGGUGAGUUCUGAACAAGAGCCACCUUUAUUGGAAGAGGAAGAGGAGAAGCCCAUUGACAGUGAAGUUGUUGUUGACAGUGACACUGUUGUUGAAAGUGUCAUUGCUAAAUCAGAAAAUGUCACUGGGAAGGUGAAAUCUGCAAUGCCAGGAGAUCUGGAGAUGAAGGAAGUAGAGAUGGACGAUUGGCUAUUUGAGUUUGCUCAGUUGUUCCGGACCCAUGUAGGGAUUGACCCAGACGCUCAUAUAGAUCUUCAUGAACUUGGGAUGGAGCUUUGUUCAGAAGCACUUGAGGAGACAGUGACCAGUGAAGAGGCUCAAGCUCUGUUUGACAAAGCGGCAUUAAAGUUUCAAGAAGUGGCUGCACUGGCUUUUUUCAACUGGGGAAACGUCCACAUGUGUGCCGCAAGGAAGCGGAUACCCAUUGAGGAUCCAGGGUCAAAGGAACUGUUGACUUCGCAUCUUCAGUCUGCUUAUGACUGGGUGAGAGACAAAUAUUCUUUAGCCAAAGAGAAAUAUGAGCAGGCCCUUAUGAUCAAACCUGACUUCUAUGAGGGUUUACUGGCUCUCGGGCAGCAGCAGUUUGAAAUGGCUAAGCUCCACUGGUCAUUUGUUUUGGCUAAGAAGGAAGACCUCUCAAAGUGGGACCCAACUGAGACGUUCAAGCUUUUUGACAUCGCUGAGGAAAAAAUGAACGUGGCGACCGAGAUGUGGGAGAAGCAUGAAGAAGAGAGGGCCAAGGAGUUGAAGGAUCCUAAUGGAAACAAGAAAGAUGAAGUAGUAAGAAGAAAAAAGAAGCAGGGGAGUGGUCCUUCUGAUGUUGAAAUUGAAAUCUCGCCCGAAGAAGCAGCAGAACAGGCUGCUGUGAUGAGAUCUCAAAUACAUUUGUUUUGGGGCAAUAUGCUCUUCGAGCGGUCCCAAGUUGAGUGUAAGUUGGGCUUGAAAGGUUGGGUGAAGAACCGUGACACUGCUGUUGAGCGGUUUAAGCUUGCUGGUGCUUCUGAGUCUGAUAUUGCAACCGUUCUGAAGAACCAUUGCUCCAAUGAAGCAUCUGCUCAGGAACCUGGGAAGAAUGGUUUCUGCAUUCUGGCCCAUAGUGACCCAUAAAGGAGACAAGAUAGAUGAUGCUGAUAAAUGUAGGGUAAUGUUAUUUGGUUUCCUUAAUUUAAUGAUUGAGCUUGUGGAGCCUUUUAUUUUCACAUCAAGGACUAAGGUAGUACAUUGGCUUCACAAUUUUUUUGAGGUUGCAGUUUCUUUCUUUGCUUAGAAGUUUGAACUGUCAUCUGUGACAUUAAGUCUUUGACUGCCUAUCAGGUUAGUUUUGUCAUGUGGAUGAACUUCUAUGAGAACAUGAUUUUCUUCUUAAUUUCAGGUUUCUGAAACAGUAUCAAUAAAAACUAUUAGAGUUUUAGACUGGCCAGUUCUCGCUUAUUUAGUUGAAAUU